CUUCGUCCUUCGAACGGCUAAUAGCGGCGAAGGACAGAGUUCACGCUAACGCAUCGUUAACCUGCCUAACCGGGAAUCCGUUGCUUACCGUGGUUUCCUUGGUUUCGCCAAAGAGUUAUGGGCGGUGGUAAACAACGCAUGAAUCGGCGACUGCGGCGAAGUUGAUAUUACGCCGCUGGGGAAAUUCCAGAAGGUGCUGGACGUGAACACGAUGGGUGCCAUAAGGGUCUCCAAGGCAUUCCUGCCGCUCCUCAAGAAGUCCAAGGGCCGCCUCAUCAACGUCACCAGUUCUUAUGGCAGAUUGCCAUUUCCGAUGGUGACUACUUACUGCUUGUCCAAAAGUGCUCUGACGAUGUUUACCGACGUCUUGAGAAUGGAAAUGAAGAAAUGGUCCGUCACUGUCUGUGCUGUCGAACCGCUAUUAUAUGAAACUGCUCUUACUGAUGCAGAAUACUUGCAGUCGGAAUAUGUUGAAAAUACAGAGAAGACUCUCUCGGAUGACAAAGAAAGCAUUCGACAGGCAGCAAGAAAGAAUUGUGAGGUAAUGCUUAGAGCAUCCAAGUGGCUCGCCAAGAAAAACAUCUCAGAGGUCAUCGACGAGAUGGUGAUAGCCUGCGUCGGGCAGAAUGUACAGUUGCGGCAAUUUAAUCAUAAAAAGGGCAUGGACUCAAAUAAAGAAGGUAACAGCCAUAACAAGAGGAAAGGCAUACAGCAUUAUGAUAAAUAUAAACACUUCACAAUAAAGAAGGCUAGAUUACGAGGAGAAGCGUACAUUAACUACAAAGGACAAAACAUUCCUGCAACUGCAACGGGGAAAAAUUGCAAUUAUAAGCUUCGCCGUUUUGAUGCCAUUGAUGAGAUCGAGAGAGCCCAGAUCUUAGAAAUGUUCAAGGAAUUCGGGAGCAAGGAUGCACAAGACAGGGCUUUGGAUCAGGACUCGGCCGCGGGCAGCCAUAGCGUUAUGUCGCUGGCAACGCAGUCUCGGCGCCUCGCCAGCCGGCAGCUGCGCCACUCGCCGCUGUAAACACUCAGCGCGGACGUGGCCUGCGGAGUUGCACGCCGCACACGUCCUCGGCUGGCCGUCGUAUAUAACGAU
This is a messenger RNA of Schistocerca nitens (vagrant locust), 1096 nucleotides long. RefSeq names its product estradiol 17-beta-dehydrogenase 2-like. Bases 212 to 1024 code for a protein of 270 amino acids. The record is from RefSeq and is a predicted model, not a curated record. The transcript has 8 exons. NCBI's taxonomy places the organism in Eukaryota, Metazoa, Arthropoda, Insecta, Orthoptera, Acrididae.